Messenger RNA from Aphanomyces invadans, 594 nucleotides. RefSeq lists its product as hypothetical. The transcript is spliced from 3 exons. Bases 99 to 554 code for a protein of 151 amino acids. The record is from RefSeq and is a predicted model, not a curated record. Lineage: Eukaryota; Oomycota; Saprolegniomycetes; Saprolegniales; Verrucalvaceae.
CCGUGUUUCGCGCGUUCGACCAAAUCUUCUUGUUCACUGGCAGUUCAAGGAUAUCCGGAUAUGGUAACCGGAGAUUCCCAAGAUCUCUCGACUGCGAGAUGGCAAAAGCAACGAAGUUGGGGCACUUGAUCACGAGCCAAGGGGACGAUGCGACAAUGGAAGAAUGCAAGGAGCUCCCGGUCCAACUCAACUUACCGGGGAUGACGCUGAACUUUACCAGCGACUGGGUCGUAGACACGAGCGACCUUCAAGCCGCGAAAGCACAGCAUGACGACUUGCUGAAAAGAAUUGAAACCCUGGAGCAAGAAAACAAAUACUUGCGCGAGAAAUGUGCUCGGGUCAACGACGAGUCCAACUUGGACAAGUUUAAAUGCCAGCUCCUCGUCGAGAUGCUUGCGAUCAGUUCCCUCGACGAAGAGAAAAGUAGAGCAGAGUAUAUGAAGGAGAAACUCAAGGUUGAGAGCCUCAAACACGACAUGAAGGCGCUGUUGGAAAAGGCAGCAAGCCACAACGUCGACAUCAAGCAAUUCGCUGCGCUCCUCAAGACACUAUGAUAUCCCACGCAUCGAUGCAAUAAAAAGUGCGUCACAAAUC